Messenger RNA from Passer domesticus (house sparrow), 721 nucleotides. Its product is annotated as polyadenylate-binding protein 2-like. The record is from RefSeq and is a predicted model, not a curated record. The transcript has 4 exons. NCBI's taxonomy places the organism in Eukaryota, Metazoa, Chordata, Aves, Passeriformes, Passeridae. The coding region runs from base 265 to 693 and encodes 142 amino acids.
UAAAGUAUUUUCACCCAUAAAGAGGCGGCUCUUAGAGAGGUGCUUGCUGGCGCGCCGUGACGUCACGCGCCUAACUCCGGCGUGACGUCACGCGAGGGCGCGUCACUGCCGCAUCACUUCCGACGGCUCUCCCGCCCCUUUUGUCCCACCGGGCCCGGACCCACGGACGGCCCAAGCGGCUGCCGAGCCCCCGAACUCGUCCUGCCCCCGGAGCCCCCCGGGGGUUGGUGGGGAGGGGGCGCCGGGGGUCCCCGCCGGGGCGGGAUGAUGCUGCCGGGAGCAGCGCGGCUCUCUCGGGGGGCUCCCCGCUUCGGGGGGUGGGUGAGCAGGGGGUUCGAUGCUGUUUCGGCGCUGCCGGAGCCCCUCGUGGUGUCGCCGGAGCCGCAGCGCCCGCCGGCCCCGCUCCGGGAGCAGCCCCGGAGCCGCAGCGCCCGCCGCUCCAUCCCGGGAACCGGCCCAGGUGAGGAGGAGGAGGAGGAAGGUCUGAGCCUCUCUGAGCCACCCCUGGAUCACCUGGAACACGGGGCAGCUCCCGAGCACCUGACAAGGAAAAUCGAGCAAAUUUUUGCUCUUUUUGGGUCACAAACCCAGCUGAAGAGGAGCCCUGAGCCCUCCCCAGAAGGAUUCACAGCAUCCAACAAUUUACCCAGGCGAUGGGAAAGAUUCCUAUUAUUAAAAUGUGUUACAAAUUGAGGAAACAUGAACAUCUGAUGGAGAAUAU